Chondrus crispus (carragheen) is the source of this 1054-nucleotide messenger RNA. RefSeq lists its product as hypothetical. Lineage: Eukaryota; Rhodophyta; Florideophyceae; Gigartinales; Gigartinaceae. Bases 1 to 663 code for a protein of 220 amino acids. The transcript has 2 exons. The record is from RefSeq and is a predicted model, not a curated record.
AUGGGGGAUGUGGAGGAGGACUCCGAGGUGGAAGAGGAGGUGCACGAGGAGGACUCCGAGGUGGAAGAGGAGGUGCACGAGGAGGACAGUGAGCACGAGGAUGCCGAAGAGCAUGAGGACGGCUUGCACACCCCGUCAGAUGGGGCCCAUGGCGAGGAUAACGCCGCUAGCUCGUAUGCGGACGCCGCGGAUGUGGCUGAGGGGGAGGUUGAUAUUGACGAGCAUGAGACAGACAAGGCUAGCGGCGAGGGCGAAAACGUUGCAGAAGCCACCGCCCACCCCGGGGACAAGGGAGCUAGAGUUGAUUCCAAGGGAGACGUUGGACAGACGGCAGAAAAGGCGGAUGAGGCUGAGGCUGAGGCUGAGGCAGAUAAUGAUACACAGAGCAAUCUCUUCAGUAAUCAAGCGGCGGUACAAGCUGCAUUUGAAGUGGAAACCGCUAUUCAAUCUGAUUCCGUUGAUGGACUCGCAAAGACCGCCGUGGAUACCGGCGCAAAAGAAAAGCGUCUGUUAAGAAUUGCGGCUGAUGACGGCGCCGCGAAAGAACCACGUGAGGACGACAUCGCAGAAGGAAAAUCGAAGGCAGAGAUAGGCACAAUUAUCGAAGCAAAAGCAGUACCGGGAAUUGCGAUGGAUUCGGGCGUUGAAAAGGAGUUGAAAUGAUUCUGGUUGAUCUCAAGGGCAAGCGAGUGUCUCGGAAUGAACCGGUCCUUGUGGUUGGCGGUGGUUUCAUGGCUGAUAUUGGCGGAUUCGCCUGUGCUCUUUAUCACAGGAAUACUCCCUACGUAAUGUUGUGCACAUCUAUUGUGUCAGGUAUUGAUGCUGGGCCUUCUCAUCGGACAUGCUGUGAUGGGUUGGGAUACAAGAAUGUUUUCAGUGCGUAUCAUCCCCCUAUCCUUACUCUAACUGAUCGACAAUUCUUCAAGACGCUAGAGCCCGGAUAGAUUCGUCAUGGCAUCGCCGAAAUCAUAAAGAUGGCAGUCACUAAAGACGCUACUCUUUUCACAGCGCUGGAGACUGCCGGAAAUCGUCUGGUGGAGACCAAGUUUGGAGU